AUGGAACAACUUGAAUACGACUUGAAGUAUUGCCAUCCAAGGUGGCCGCAGGAGAAGAAAUUCGUGAAAACCGAAAUGAAGAGAGUGCGUGCCUUGCCUUUGUUUUAUGCUUACGAUGCUUGGUUUUAUAUGGACUGGAUUAUUUUGUUUUUGAUCGUCGCUACCAUUGCUACACACUUCGUGUUUCUUUACCUGGACACGAGGGCCACGUGGUACAUCUAUACUCGAACAAUAAGUAUUAUGAAUCUUCUCGUUUGGUUACGUUUGUUGAAGUUUGUACGCCCUUUUCCAGGCUUCGGGACUUUGGUUUUGAUCCUUUCCGAGACUAUGGGGGAUUUUAUGAAUUGGGCAUUCUUGUUCUUUUUAAUCAUGGUGCCAUUCGCCGCUUCCUUCUGGCUAAUUUUUGGUCCACUUUCGAUAUAUCCUGUUCACGGGUAUCGUACGACUGGCGAACUGCUUUAUCGUGUUUUCCAGAUAGCCAUCGGGGAUGAUUUUAACUCGGAGGAGAUUGUAGCAGCAGACGCAGUUGUAGUGCGAAUACUUGUUGCACUCUAUGUUACUGCAAUGACCAUCGUCACGUUGAAUUUACUUAUUGCGUUGCUAAGUGAUACGUUUACCCGGGUAUAUACAGCAAUGCGGUUUCCAACACUAUCAUGCAGAGAGCCAUAAAAAUUGUCAAAUCCGAACAGUGCCUGAUAAAGGGUCAAAAAUCGCACUACAAGGAAUACAUGAGAAUGAACUGCAGUCCUGAAAUUAUCAAAAUACAGGUGGCGCCAUGGAACAAAGGUGAAGAAAGCAAGGCAAUCGAAACGGAAGUUUAUGAUGAUAUCCUCAAUGCAAAGAGUAUUUUGAAUGACCGUUGUGAGAAAAUAUACGGCAAAGACAAGACGUCAGAUUUUGAUGGCGUUAUAACAUGA
Messenger RNA from Paramuricea clavata, 917 nucleotides. The record is from the annotation of a GenBank genome assembly. NCBI's taxonomy places the organism in Eukaryota, Metazoa, Cnidaria, Anthozoa, Malacalcyonacea, Plexauridae.